This is a messenger RNA of Biomphalaria glabrata, 5210 nucleotides long. Its product is annotated as selenoprotein N-like. Gene Ontology annotation, biological process: skeletal muscle fiber development; calcium ion homeostasis. The transcript has 12 exons. The record is from RefSeq and is a predicted model, not a curated record. NCBI's taxonomy places the organism in Eukaryota, Metazoa, Mollusca, Gastropoda, Planorbidae. Gene Ontology annotation, cellular component: endoplasmic reticulum membrane.
UGUUCAGUUCUGGGCAGCCACCACCACAGAGGAGACUCUCAAGGCUUUUGGCUAUAUUAUGUCAUCUUUUAAAUUAAUAUAUUUUUUUUUACAAUCUAUUCUAUCCUGUAGAUCUAGAUCAAAUGCAAAUUUUGAUACCAAGGUUGAAAUAAAAGACCAACAUUUUGCUACAAAAUAGCUAAAUUGGCUGCAAGCAAUACGCAUUUACUUAGAUAUAGACUCUAAUAUAAGAGUUACUCAGUUAGUCGCACAGAGUUAGAGAGACCUACGGGUAGUCUAUGGCUAUGCCGUUUAUGCUCACUUAAUUUUUUAGCAACCAACCAAUGGAAUUCUUUAUAUAUAUAAUAAACAAUUAUCUGCUUAAAAAAAAGACAAUUAAUGAAUGCAGAUGACAUUAUUAGACUAGUAGUUAUGUGAUUUUGACAUGGUUCCUUCGAAAUAUCUGACAGGGGAUAAAAGCACACAAAAGUCCAUCUUGAGGAAGAAUGACGCUAACCAAGAUAGAGGACUAUUACAAAAUAAAGAGAAGAAAUUUCACAAAUGGUUGUACUGGUAUACUCCCAUAAUUCUAAGCAUCCUGUCUAUAAUAGCUUCAUGGGCAUAUUUAAAAUUGAACUCCUAUGGCUCUGAGAAGUCAGUCUCAAUGUACACAGAACUAUAUGGCUGGAAAGUGGUGGAUUUGUUUCACACCCAUGAUAAAGAUGGAGACUUUUAUCUCAGCAUUGAGGAAGCCGUUCCUCUUCUGUUACAAAUACUUUCAGAGGGAAAUGUCACAGAAUCAACAGAUGCUCAACCAAAUGAAGAUGUGGUUACACUGGUAGCAAGAUUUUCACCUCUCAAUAUUUCAACCAUGAUGAGGGACUGGAAUGAAGAUAUUGGUACUAAUGAGUCUUUUAGUGGCCUCUUUCAUUGGACUUCUCCUGCUAUUCCUGAGAAAGUAUUUGGGGUUUCAAGGUUUAAAAUUGGUACUAAUGAGUCUUUUAGUGGCCUCUUUCAUUGGACUUCUCCUGCUAUUCCUGAGAAAGUAUUUGGGGUUUCAAGGUUUAAAGAUUUGUUGCCAGAUAAUCUCAGAGACAUUCCUCCACCAGGUACCCUCUACUCCAUUGUUGAUAUGGGAUCAGGUCAUGUCCAAGAUUUAUCCAGUAAUCGUUUUUACCCCCCAAAAGCGCAGAAAAAAGGAAAGUUUCUGUAUCUUUUGUUUUCAAUGCUUCAAGAAUAUCCUUUCUUGGUAACGAGGUUUGACCCCCAGGGAGCCAUGGGGUGUGUCCGAGCAGUUAGUGAUGAAUAUUUGGAAGUUAUUUUCAGAAUGCACAUAGAAUUCCAGCUCAAUGAUCCCCCAAGUUUGCCCUUUUGGUUCACACCAGGCCAGUUUACAGGUCGCUUGACUGUAUCUAGAGAUCUGACCAAAGUUUUGUUUUUCAACUUGUUUGUUCCAAAUAAUCAAAAAGUAAAUGUGGAUAUGGAGUGGCUCACUGAUAAAAAUGACCCUGAAGUCAUGGAGGUAGAUAUUGGUUUCAUGCCCAAAAUGGAAAUUAGAAGUGUUGGGUAUUCUCAUAAACCUAAUUCUGAUGGACAGGAAAACAAUGACUUUGAAAAUACAACUAUUGUUUGGCAAAAAGAAAUUACUUAUGAAGAGGCAAAAGAUACUUUGGAUGUGAGAUUUUUUCCAUUCAAAAAGGUGAAGUAUCAUAAUUUAACAGAUGCAUUUCAUUUGGCUGAAAAGGAGAACAAGCUUGUGCACACUAUACUGCUCUGGGGGGCUCUGGAUGACCAGAGCUGCUGAGGGUCAGCAAGGUCCUUGAGAAACACUGCCCUCAAGGAUCCUCACAUCAUCAGCCUGUUAGCCAAGCGCUUUGUCAGCAGUUGGUCAUUGACUGCAGACCUCAAAGCUCUUGCUGCUGACCCAGAAGAACAUUAUUCUCAUCUUGCACAGAAGUUGUUAGAUAUCUAUCAGUUUCCUGUCAUGCUGGUCAUAGCUUCCUGGGAUGGUCAAGUUGUUCAUCAGUUAAAUGCAAAUGAUUUGCUAGACAUGGGCACAAGCUUUGUGGAAAAUAUUCUGUCUAACCCGACUACCUUCAAUUACCUUCAGUUUCUUAAAGAUGGACUUCAAAAGGCAGAACAACUUGGUGUAUCCACAGUGUAAAGAUAGGAUAAUGAAUCCUUUAAAAAUGUUUUAGACUUUUGCCUCAAAUAAAAAAAGCAAAGCAAUAAUUAUUUUUUUUACAGUAUCUUAAGUAUAGGAAAUAUUUCUUAAAUCAUUGCAGCCUUUAUGGCAACAUUGUAAUGUCCUGAACACAAUUUAUUGAAUAAUAAUCUUAUUAUCCAUGAGGAAAUUUGUCUUACAAUUUGUGCAUUAUGCAGAGCAAUCCUGUUACUGAAUUGAUGUAAAAAAAACAUUAUUAAUAUUCAUGACAUUAGUAUUUUACUAAACUUAUUGGAUUGUUCACUCCGAUUGACGGACUUGGACUUUGCUGAUGAUGUUGCACUACUCGGGGCUACAAAUAAAUGCAUUCAAGAAAUGACGGAGCACCUAGACAGAGAGGCACCCAAAAUUGGCCUCCGCAUAAACUUGGAUAAGACUAAAAUUAUGCGAGUGGGAUAUAAGACAAAGGGUGUCCCCGUCAGACUUGGCGAGUCAAAGCUUGAAGAGCUGGACAAGUUCACGUACCUUGGCAGCAUCAUAACAAAUGAUGGAGAUGCUUACCAUGAUGUAGCGUGCUGAAUAGGAAAGGCUGCAGCCUAUUUGGACUAACCAAGCCAUUCGACUCGAGACAAAAAUACACCUCGUCAUUCCAAAUGCUACAUAUGCAUGUGAGACGUGGAAGUCAUCUGUCAAAAUUGAGAAAAGACUAAAUGUGGCUCAACAGAGAUGGCUGAGACGGAUUUUAGGAGUCAGUUACACAGACCGGAUCUCAAACAAGGAAAUCCUAUGCCGAACUGGGAGUCAAACACUUAGUGAGGUUGUGACUGAGCGUCGCAUGAGGUUUGCGGGACAUGUUCUAGGUCAAAAUGAAUUACACACACCAAGAGUUGCGAUAACAUGGAAGCCAAAACAAGGAAAGUGCAAACAGGGACAUCCUCGUAUUACUUGGCGACACACCUUCAUUGAGGACCUCAGGGACACCAGGUGGGAGGAGGCUUCAGACAUUGCCAGUGACAGAUCUUUAUGGAGACAGCUUGCCACCCAAUGCGCCGAAUGGCGCGGGAGGACCUAAGUCUAAGUAAGUAUUGGAUUGUAGGAUUAAAAAAUAUAGUUAUCUAUUAUUAUUUUAUUAUAAAUUUCUUGUAUUCAAAUUCUUAGUAAUUUAAAAUGAUUCAGUAUAGCACUACCAAUUAACAUUUUCAUCAUUUUUUUGUGCAGUUUUCAGGACAUUCAAUCAUGUGCAAUCUUUUAGAUUUUCAUUCAAAAUUACCUCAUAAUCUUAAGAAGUAUUAUUAGUUUACAUAUAUUUAUAUAAAGUAGUAUUUUUGAUCAGUUUUUUUUUCCUUUUAAACUAUUGUAUUGGUGGAUUAUUACUGACCAUCGCUAAGAGUAUUUUGCUUUUAUUUAGGCAUUUUAUUUAUUUAUGUUUCAAUACAGCUUUUUAACUAUUUAUUGUGUUCAUUAGUAGAUCUGAUUUAUCUUGUGUUUAAAUUAUUUUUGAAACAAUUUUCCGUGGGCAUUAGUUAUUUUUAACACAAAGUAAGCCACUACAAUUGUUGAGUGAAUAAUAGUUGAAUGUAUGCUAGCACUAUUUGAUUAGCAAUAGUUUGAGGUAGUAGAUUUAUACUCUUCCUCCUCACUCAUUAUUUGAACACAAAACUUUUUACCAUUUCUAUCCCAGGAACACAAAGACUCUUACCCACUUUGUUAGUCUCUUACCCACUUUGUUAGUCUCUUACCCACUUUGUUAGUUUCUUACCCACUUUGUUAGUCUCUUACCCACUUUGUUAGUCUCUUACCCACUUUGUUAGAAAUACAUAAGAAUGAUUGACUAAAAAAUAUUUAAAAACCUUUAUCUUGGUGUAUUAAAGGAAAAAAAUGAAGAACUUUAACAAAUUGCACAGAACUGAGGAAGUAGUGUUGUUAACUUAACUGUACUUAACUAACUUAAUACUGUCACCUCCAUCAAAAAGGUUUGAGUCAUCUUUUCAAGAGACUUUCUCUAAUGCAGGCCAAGGUUGUCAUUCCAAUUUCCUCUUAAUUGGACUUGUGGGAGUAUUUGUUAAAAGAUUGGAAGCUUUCUGUGUUGGGCCAUCAAAUCAAAGUGACAACUGUUGAUAAAAUUCUGUAUUUUCUACACUGCCUGUAAAUGGUUUUAAAUUAAUUUUUGGUUGCUACAUUGAUCAAUAUUUUAAAUAAUGUAUUUUUUUUUUCUCUUCCAUGACAACUUUCAAGAGACCCCACAGCUUAGUAAUAAAUCUCUCAAAGAUGAAGAAAUUUUGCUGAAGUUUUUUAUCACAGGUGUAAUAGUAAAGACUAAAUUUUGUUCACAUUUUUUAAAGGAUAUAAAUUUGAAGUUUAUGCAUAAUCUAACUGAUCUGUUGUUGUUAGUGUAUUUAUUGUAGCAAGGGUGUGGUGCUCAUUAAACUUACGUGUUUUUUUUAUUUCAGGAUGUUUAAGACAUUUAGUGCCACUCAGCUAUCAGUUCAUGAAAACAAAGCCUGAAAAAUGCUACCAAUUUGCAUGGGGCUCUGUUGGAUUAUUUUGAGGUGUGGCUGGCAUUAAAUUCUGUAUAUCCUUGAGUUAAGAUCUGACAUGUGUAUGCUUUAACAAUACACUUUUUUUAAUCAUUUUUCUUUCUAUAGUGGAAAAAAAAUAAUUUAACUACUAACUUUAAUGUAUCUGUAGCAUUUGUGACUUAUAACUCCUUGGUGCCGUUUCUGCAUAAACCAUUUACUUUUGAACUUUUGUCAAUAGAAAGAAUGUUAAAUAAAAGACUUACUGUACUUAGAAUUUUACUAAAUAAAUUACAAUGUCUUUUUCUUUGUGCUUUCAGCUUGUACUAAACUAUUCCAAUCAAAAUGUAAUACUAACAACAAUGAAACAUUUUCUAUAAGAUUUCCUUCUGACUUUAUGUUAAAACAAAGCUGAAACCAAAGACUAUUUCUUGGAGUUUGUACUCACCAUCAUUUGUACAUUUGAUAUUACUUUGUAAACAUAAACAUAUUUUUUUUUGAGAUGUUCAUUUCAUGUAUAUGUUAAAAGAAAAUAAACAUAUCAUUUGGUU